AAUGUUUCUUCAGAGUUAAUAAAAAAUUCACAACAAAAUUAAUAAUAUUAAGUAAUUAACAAAUCAUGAAAAUACAAACAAUCAAAAUAGAUUUUACUGCCAUGCUAUACGCUGGGAUUUUAUACACGGGUCUGGUUAUUUCUGGAUGGUUACUUAUUCGUCUGACGAUCGCUUGUUUCAAAUUACCAUCCAUAUUGAACGCUGCUGAUGAAUCCAAAAACAAGACGAAACGGACGUCGACUAUAGCAGUGAACGAAGACUUGAGUUCUGUUCAGUAUUUCGAUACUUUGACGCAACAUACCUGCAAUGACUUAAACAUACUCAAACAUUCGGUAGUAUAUGCAGAGCCAUUUUUAUUUUGGAGUUGACUGAGUUAAGGUGGUGGAUGUACCCUUUCAUAUAGAAGCG
Molecule: messenger RNA, 408 nt
Organism: Rhopalosiphum maidis (corn leaf aphid)
Lineage: Eukaryota; Metazoa; Arthropoda; Insecta; Hemiptera; Aphididae
Exons: 3
Coding region: 66-368 (100 amino acids)
Source: RefSeq, a predicted model, not a curated record